AUGGGUGACGCCGGAGACUACACCGCUUUCCAGGCCAUCACGGCCCAAAUCCCUAUGGGAUCCAAGGGGAGUUCCUUCUUUUUCCCCACCCUCACUGACGGAGUUAUUGUAGAUAAAGAGCAGACCGACCAGGCGCAAAUCCCCCUGGACCUGGGAACCGUGUCCCAGGGAAAGGCCCUGGCUGCAUUCUGCGAACGCCAUGGACUGUCGGUCCUGAGCGUGCUGAAUGUCGCCUGGGCCAUGGUUCUCUCUGCGUACGCCGAUACCGAGACGAUCGGGUUUCUCUUUGUUCGAUUCGUCGCCGGUGUGCCUCAUGUGGGUGUCUACCAGGCGGAGAUCGACGGGGGCAAGUCCGUGCUGAAGACGCUCGUCGACGCGGAAGAGAAGCUGCAGGCCAGUGUUUCGUCAUCCGCCCUGAUGACACCGGCCGAAUUCCAGGCAUUGUCCGCCCGAGCGGGUGGUCCAGCUUUCAACAGCGUUGUGAUGCUGUAUGAUGGAGAAUCCCCCGAGCGGGAACAGCCGGGCAAUUAUCUUGCCAUUCACGCCCGGUACCUACAGGACCAGUUUGUCGUCGACCUGCAAUGUCCGACUUCCUUGAUCCCCGCCUCGCAGGCAACACACUGCGCGGCGACUCUCAGCCACGUACUUGGUGAGAUCAUCAAAACCCCCCGAACCCCCCUCUCCGAGGUAAGUUUAAUGAGCCAGGAUGGAAUGCACCAGAUCUGGGAAUGGAACAAGCGGAUGCCCGAGGUGGUCUCUCGUUGCCUGCAUCAUCUCAUCGAUGAGCGGGCCCGCAAAGAGCCCGAGCACUUGCCAUCCAAGGCCCAGAUGGGUGCGCUCACAGAUCGCCUGGCCCACUCUCUGGUGGAUCGGGGUGUGGGCCCUGAAGUGGCCGUUCCCCUGUUCUUCGAGAAGUCCAAAUGGGCAAUCGUCACCAUGAUCGCUGUCGUUAAAGCGGGCGGCGCCAUUGUGAAUCUGGACGCCAAACAGCCUCGUUCCCGUUUAAUGGAAAUUAUGGAGCAGCUGCAAGCUCCUUUGAUCCUAACCUCCCAGCAAUAUGAACCCCUCUGGCAGGACAACUGCAAUGUCUUCUCUGUUCACCAGGAAAGUGUCAUGGCACUUCCAGCGCAGAAAGCACCCCCAGCGGUUGCAGUCACACCCAAGAACAUCCUGUAUAUUAUCUUCACCUCCGGUAGUACCGGAACUCCCAAGGGCUGUGUGGUGGAACACGAGUCCUUCCUCACGGCUGCAACCCAGCACGUCACCGCGGGUGAGAUCGACCCGACUAGCAGAAUCCUACAGAUGACACCGUACACAUUCGAUGUGAGCAUGCUCGAAAUCUUCACUACUCUCACUACCGGUGCCUGCGUUUGCUUCCCCAGCGAUGAGCUGGCACAGCAUGGAAUCGCUCAUAUCAUCAACGCGCUGCGCAUCACAUGGACCUUCAUGACUCCUUCGGUGGUGCGCUUGGUCGAUCCCGCUGAUGUGCCCACUCUGAAGACUCUGGCUUUGGGAGGUGAAGCAUUGAGCCAGGUCGAUGUCACGACCUGGGCGGGCAAGUUGCAUCUGAUUAAUGGAUAUGGUCCCAGUGAAUGUUCCGUCGCGGCAACGAUCAACCCCCACCUCACUCCGGCUGCCGACCCGGCGAACAUCGGGCGCGGUUACGGUGCGGUCUGCUGGGUCGUCCACCCUGAUGACCACAACCGUCUUGUCCCAAUCGGAGCAGUGGGUGAGCUGCUCAUCCAAGGCCCGAUUGUUGCAAGGGGCUACCUCAACGAGCCCGCGAAGACCGAGGCGGUAUUCCUGGACGAGGCCCCUGUGUUCCUCCAAAAUAUGACCUCCAAGCCCGCCCCAUUCCGAUUCUACAAGACCGGUGACCUCGUCAGAAACAACAGCGAUGGCACAAUCAGCUUUAUUGGGCGAAAGGACCGCCAGGUGAAACUUCGAGGCCAGCGUUUGGAGCUAGGCGAGAUCGAGCAGCGUCUCUCCGUGGACUCCAUGGUGCGUCAUGCUCGUGUCCUGCUUCCUAAGGCAGGACCUUGUAAGGGAAACCUGGUGGCUGUCCUCUCGCUCCAUGCCUUCCCCUAUGAGGGGCCACGAGACGCCGACGUGCACGAGCUGUUGAUCGACCAGAGAAAGCAAGCACGUGGGGUUAUCCCUGAGAUAUCCACCCGUCUCGCCGCCCAGGUUCCAGGCUAUAUGGUACCCACCUUUUGGGUGGUGGUGGCUGCCCUUCCAUUCACAACGUCCGGGAAGGUCAAUGGUGUUGUUUUGAAUCAAUGGGUUCGUGAUAUGGACGAAGACACCUAUAACGAAAUUGCCGGUAUCAUGGAAGAAGAAGAGGAAGUCAGCGAGACCGUGCAAUUAUCCGAAAUGGAGCUUCUUCUGCAAGAAAUAUGGGCGGAGGAGUUGGGUCUUCCACUGUCGAAGCUGAAGUAUAACCGGUCCUUCAUUGCCUUGGGUGGUGAUUCUAUUACGGCCAUGAAAGUGGUGGCGCGGUGCCGCCGGGAGCAGCUGAAGGUCUCGGUGCUAGAUGUGGUUCGGGCCAAGAGCCUGAUUGACUUGGCUUCUAAGACCGUCCGCUCAUCACAGGUGUCUGUGGAGGAGGGCACCGUUAUUGCUCCGGCCUCCACGCCUGCUGAGCGAACUGCCGCCAUCGACGACGCGCUUCUGUCUAAAGCUGGACUCUCUAGCAAGGACGACGUGGAAGAUGUCUACGGCUGUUCCCCUGUCCAGGAUGGCAUUCUUCUGAGCCAGGUCAAAUUCCCUGGCACGUAUGAAAUUCGACGUGUUCUUAAAGUGCUCUCUAUUAUGGAUGCGAGCACCACGAUUUUGGGUCUUCAGCGUGCCUGGCAGGGUGUUGUAGAUCGCCACCAAUCUCUCAGAAGCAUCUUUGUCGACGCCGGUGGUAUCUUCCAGCAGAUAGUACUCAAGAACGUCACAGCCAGCGUCUAUUGCUGCGAGUACAUGUGCUCAGAUGAUGAAGUGGAAGUGACCAAGUUCCUGAAAUCUCUACCCUCGCCAACCUACAACCCCUCAGAGCCUCAGCACCAUCUCACCAUCUGCCGUACCCGUGGCGACAACGUCUACAUGAUGGUAGAGCUCAGCCAUGCGAUCGUGGAUGGCGGGUCCACCGAGGUGGUUUUGCAGGAGAUGUCACUGGCGUUUGACGGCAAAUCGUUCACAGAGCCUGCAUCGUUGUACAGUGACUAUAUCCACUACAUCUCUUCUCCGGAGCACUCCCAAGGCGAGUCCAUGAGUCACUGGGCCAGCUACCUUGCAGGAGUUCAGCCGACCAUUGUUCCCAUGUAUCCUCGCGAUGGGGCCUCCAAGCAGAUCCAGUCUGUGAAAGUUCCCUUCACCGGAAUGAAGGAUCUGUUAAAAUUUUCCGUAGCACACGGAGUCACUAUUGCUAAUGUGAUACAAACUGCAUGGGCUUUGGUUCUCCGGGCGUACACUGGAUCUGACGAUGUCUGCUUUGGCUACGUGGCCUCUGGCCGUGAUGUACCUGUGAAAGGUAUAGAGAACGCUGUGGGAGCCUUCAUUAAUAUGCUGGUUUGUCGGGUGCGGUUGGACCAGCACCAGGCUGCUCUGGACGCGGUCGACACCAUGCAGAGCGACUAUUUCACCGCUUUGGCUCACCAACAUUGUUCCCUGGCACAAAUUCAGCACGGUCUGAACCUAUCCGGUAUGCCCUUGUUCAACAGCAUUAUCUCUCUCCAGAAAGGUGUUCCAGACCAGCAGUUUGGAGACGCGCUUUCUUUCCGGGCAGUUGAAGAAGAUGAUCCGACAGAUUUCGAUCUUGCUGUUGCUAUUGACAUAACUACUGAGGAUGUCGAGAUUUCUAUCGGCUACUGGUCCUCUUUGCUGACACAGGGCGAUGCCAUGAAUCUUGCCAAUACAUUCAGCGCCGCAAUCUACGGAAUUGUAGACCAAGCCGGAGCCAAGCCGUUCGAUAUUGAUCUAUUUAAUGAUCAGGACAGAGCCCAGAUCUUUGAAUGGAACAAGGCUGAGCCAGUUGUGGAGUCAGGCUGUGUGCAUGAAUACUUCUACGAUCAAGUCAAGAAGCAACCUGAUGCGCAGGCAGUGUGCGCUUGGGAUGGCGAGUACACCUAUUCCCAGCUCGAUCUGCUGUCCGAAAAGUUAGCCCAUCACUUGGUGAAGCUGGGGGCUGGACCGGAGGUGCUGAUCCCCCAUUGCUUCGAGAAGUCCAAAUUGGCAACAGUGACUAUGGUGGCGAUCAUGAAGUCUGGUGGUGCUGGUGUUGGUCUGAGUUCUGCGCAUCCGCUAUCCCGCAUUCAAGAUAUUCUGGAUGGAUGUCAGGCUCGUGUUGCAGUCGUAUCAGCGCAGCACGCCAAACUGCUCGAAGGCCUCGUGGAACAUAUUGUUGUCGUGGACGAAAGCUUCCUCGACGAACUCCCUGCUCCUACCGACAAUGGCACACUCCCUCAGGCACAACCGUCUAAUCCAGCCUUCGUGUCAUUCACAUCCGGCAGUACUGGAAAGCCGAAGGGUAUUGUCCUCGAGCAUGGCUCCCUCAUCACCAGCAUUCAAGCUCACGGGUCUGAAUGGGGUGUCGGGCCGGGAUCGCGUGUCUUGCAGUUUUCUGCCUACGCGUUCGAUGCUAGUGUCUCUGACACGUUCACUACGCUGACUCGUGGUGGUACGGUCUGUAUCCCAUGUGAGAAAGACCGCGUCGAUGAUUUGGCCGGCGCAAUCAACAAACUCGGGGUCAACUGGGCUUUCCUGACACCCCGGGUUCUCGGCCUGCUCUCCCCGGAAACCGUUCCCACGCUGAAGACAGUCGUUCUGGGAGGUGAAGCGAUCUCACGCGAAGAUAUCUCCCCGUGGACCGAGGCUCUGGAGUUGCGCAUCGUUUAUGGACCUACGGAAUGUACCAUUUACAGCAUGGGAACGGACCCCUUGACCACAGACAGUGACCCCGCAGGAUUAGGGCAUGCCGUUGGCACCCGCCUCUGGGUGACCGAUCCUGAGAAUACUAACAAGCUCCUUCCCGUUGGCUGCAUUGGUGAACUGGUCAUUGAAGGCCCUUUAGUCACUAGGGGAUACCUGAAUGAGCCCGAAAAGACAAAGGCAGCUUUCUUCGAAGACCCCGCCUGGUUGCCUAAGCCCGAGAAUGGACAGCCACGCCGGUUCUAUAAAACUAGUGAUCUGGUCCGCUACUACCCAGAUGGUCAGCUUCGGUUCAUUGGCCGGAAGGACACUCAGAUCAAAGUCCGAGGCCAGCGUGUUGAGCUGGGCGAGAUAGAGCAUGCAAUCCUGGAGAAUCUGCCGGGUGCCGCGCAUGUCACCGUGGACUCGGUCGUUUUGCCUCCUCAGACAUUGGUAGCUUUCCUCAAGAUGGAGAACGCAUUCCCUACGGAAAAUGAACUCUUUGUCCCACUAUCACCUGAGUUCACGGCGGAACUGCGGGCCCUUGAGAAGGUUCUGUCGGAGAAAUUGCCCGUGUACAUGCUUCCCAGCCUGUUCAUCCCGAUCUCUCACAUCCCCAUGACCAUUUCGGGCAAGGUUGAUCGGAUUGCGCUUCGCCGUGCCGUCCCGGGUCUUUCCCAUGAGCAGAUGGAGAUGUAUGCCUUGGCCAACCAGGACAAGGCCGCCCCCCAGACCAAGGAGGAAGAGCAGUUGCAGACGUUGUGGGCCGCUGUUUUAGGAAAAGAUCCUAGCGUUGUGGGCCGCAACGAUAACUUCUUCCGACUUGGGGGCGAUUCAAUUGGUGCCAUGAAACUGGUCGUCGCAACACGGGAAGCAAACCUCUUGCUUACUGUCGCUGAUAUAUUCCGAUAUCCGGAAUUGUCUCAAAUGGCUCAACGUGUUGAACUAGCUACGGCUGACGAACAAGAGAAUGUUUAUGAACCAUUCUCGAUGUUAAAGAAUGCCACCAAUACUGACGCGGUACUGGAGGAAGCUGCAGGCCAUUGCUCCAUUGCACGCAGUGACAUCCAGGAUGUAUAUCCUUGUACCCCACUGCAGGAGGGAGUGUUCUCAAUGUCAAACACCCAUACUGGUUCCUAUGUCGCUCAGUCUGCAUUCCGGCUGCCAGCUGGCUUUGAUAUGCAGCGAUUCAAAGACGCCUGGCAAACCUUGGUUGAUGUCCACUCCAUCCUGCGCACCCGUAUUGUCACUAUCGGCUCUACAUCGUAUCAGGUUGUGUUGACGGAAGACGCUGCUAAACUUGAAUGGCAACAAGGCUCUUCCUUGGAGGAAUAUCUCCAGCGCGACCAUGCCAUUUCCGUGACCAGCGGCACCCCACUAACUCGCUAUGCGAUCGUUGAAGAUGGCGAGUCUUCUGUCUUCGUCUGGACUGCUCACCACGCCGUGUAUGACGGAUGGACUGUUCCACUCUUGUUCGAACAGCUAGAACAGGCCUAUACGGGUGGUCUCAAACCCUCUACAGCGCCGUCAUACGCUCAAUUUGUGGAAUACAUUCAAGAAACCGACCCUGAGGCAUCACAGGAAUUCUGGCGCUCGAUGGCUCCUCAAGAGCCACCCUCCUCCUUCCCUCGGUUGCCAUACGCGACCUACCAACCCAGAGCGAAGAAAACCUGCCACCGUGAUGUCGAGGUAGCCUUAGAAUCUGGAUCUAGCCUAACAAUGGCUAUCCUUUUGCGAGCAGCUUGGGCUAUUGUCAUGGCACGGUACACUGACUCCGAGGACAUUCUUUACGGGUUGACGCUUUCGGGACGUGAUGCCCUCGUCCCCCACAUCGAGGGUAUUGUUGGUCCGACCAUCACAACCGUUCCGAUGAAUGUCCACAUGGACUCCGAGACGUCCCUCCAACGCUUCCUUGAGAGCCAACACGAGCAGAAUGUCGAGAUGAUGAACUUCCAGCAUGUCGGACUGCGAAACAUUCGCCAGAUCAGCCCUCAAGUGUUGGCAGCGACUGACUUCACUAACCUAUUCGUCGUCCAGCCUAAGGCAGACGGGAGACGGGCGUUUGCUGAGCUCGAAAUCGUGCCGACGGACAUGACGGACUUUGAUCCUUACGCCUUGGUGGUUGAAUGUAACCUCGGGGAUGGCAGCGUUCACUUGGAAGCUCGCGUUGAUGACGAUGUUCUGUCGGUGGAUCUGACGGAGAAGCUUCUGGGUCACUUUGAACAUGUCUUGCGGCAGAUCAUUCGCCCAUCUGCCGAUGUUAAGCUAGGGGAUAUCGAUCUCUUCAGCAAGGAGGAUGAGAAGCAGAUCUGGGAGUGGAACGCUGUGGCACCGACCGCGGUCAAUGAGUGUGUUCACGAGAAGAUCUCCCAGCAAGCCACUCUCAACCCCGAAAAUAUGGCAAUUGAGGCGUGGGACGGAAGUUUGACUUACCGUGAGCUCGAUGAGCUGUCCUCGAGAUUGGCUUAUCAUCUGUCUACCGAAUACUCUGUCAAGCCCGAGACCCUGCUGCCUCUGUGCUUCGACAAGUCCGUCUGGACGGUAGUCACCAUGGUCGCCGUUGUUAAGGCAGGAGGAGCCUGCGUCAUGUUGAAUCCUGACCACCCAGUGACCCGUCUUGAGGCCCUAAUUAAAGAUACGGGCUCUCACCUCGUCCUUACCUCGCCACAACACCAGGGUCUCUUCGGGUCCGUCUCGGCUUCUGUUGUCCCGAUCACCAAAACCCUAAUUCAAGAGUUGACCCCCGUCUCGACAUCUCAGCGCGCGUCUCUUCAAGUCCAGCCUACCAAUCCAGUUUUCAUGAUCUUCACAUCUGGUAGUACUGGAAAGCCUAAAGGCAUCAUCGUUCAGCACAAUUCAGUUUGUACCGUGGCCGCGCAGCACGGCGAAGGCUUAGGAUUUGGUGGACCAGGUUCGCGGGUGUUGCAGUUUGCUUCGUAUACCUUCGAUGUUAGCAUGGGCGAAACGUUCUUCAUGCUGAUGAAGGGAGGCACUCUCUGCAUUCCCACCGAGCACGACAGAGUCAACAAUCUCGCCGGGGUGAUAAACGCCAUGCAAAUCACAUGGACGUUCAUGACUCCGACAGUCGCUGCCCUGUUGGACCCCAAAGAAGUUCCCCACCUGAAGACUCUCGUUCUAGGUGGUGAAGCCGUAUCUCAAAGCCUGGUCGAUCGCUGGGCAAGUCAAGUAAACAUGAUCGACUCCUACGGACCGGCAGAAUGCACUAUUUGGGCAUCCCAUGCAAACCCGAGUGCCACUGUCUCGCCUGCGAACAUCGGCAGUGGUACCGCCUGCCGGUACUGGAUCGUGGAGACUUCUGAUUAUAAUCGCCUUGCCCCCGUCGGCUGUGUGGGCGAGCUGCUCAUUGAAGGGCCGAAUGUCUCGCGAGGCUAUCUGAACGAGCCGGAAAAGACGAAAGAUGCAUUCGUUGAAAACCCAGCAUGGAUGCACGGAAAGGAGACACCCCAGUACAAAUUCUAUCGCACUGGUGAUCUCGUUCGUUACAACCCUGAUGGAACUCUGAACAUUGCUGGCCGCAAAGACAGCCAGGUCAAGUUCCAUGGCCAGCGUAUCGAGUUAGGCGAGAUUGAGUUUCACCUCCGUGCUCAAAAAGCGGUUGAGGCUGGAAUGGUCACUCUUCCCAAGACCGGCCCGUGCAAAGGCAAGCUCGUCGCAGUGGUGGCGCUUGCAGAUCUGCAACCACUGGCCCUUGAAGGUGAUUGCGUCGAGCUCGUUUCCGAUGAUGCGAAGUCCACCGCCCAGCCACUUAUCUUGGAGAUUGAGGAGGAACUAACAAGUGUACUGCCUAGCUACAUGGUUCCCUCAGUCUGGAUUGUCUUGGACUCCAUCCCAUUGACUGCGUCACGGAAGAUAAACCGCGUUCCCAUCACACGUUGGGUUACCAGCAUAACCGAAGACACCUACCGCCGGAUUGUGAAUAUCUCCUCCGCCAGUGUUAACCUGCCAACAACCACCUUAGAGAAGCAGCUGGCACAGGUGUGGAGUCAAGUCCUGAACAUCCCUGAGAAGUCUAUUGGCUUGAACCGAUCAUUCAUGAGCUUGGGCGGAGAUUCAAUUACUGCUAUGCAGGUUGUCUCCCGCUGCAGAGCCAUUGGAAUCAAGCUUAGCGUUCAAGACAUUCUGCUCCCGAAGUCGUUGGCGGCAGUGGUUAGUCGCGCAAGCUCAACCGGCGACCGUGCUGUCACGAGACAAGAAACGUACGAUGUGCCUUUCAGCUUAUCGCCCAUCCAGAAGGUAUAUUUCAACGACGUUGUACGCCAGGAGACCCAGCAUCAUUACAACCAGAGCGUUUUGCUGCGCUUGACCCGCCCCGUCUCGACGGCUGCAGUUGCAUCUGCUAUCGAGCAAAUUGUGGCCAGGAACUCCAUGUUGCGUGCGAAGUUUAUCAGGAGCGACAACGGGGAGUGGUCGCAGAUGGUGCAGAGCCAGUCAAACGGCUCCUUUAAAAUUGGUUUUCAUUCAGCAGCCAGCCGCCAGCAGAUGCUCGACGUGGUCAACUCCUCUCAACGGAACGUCGACAUCGAGAACGGACCGAUCUUUGUGGUAGAUCACUUUGAUCUUUGUGACGAGGAGAGAGGAGAGUCAAGCUCCGACUGCCGAGAGGGACAGCUCAUCUCUCUCAUCGCGCACCAUCUAGUCGUUGAUGCUGUCUCAUGGCAUGUAAUUGUCGCUCAGUUGGAAGCCUCCCUGUUGUCACAGAGUAGCAGCCCUCAUGCUCCGAUGCCAUUCCACAACUGGGCACUAGAGCAAUGCCACUUCGGAGAGCAAUUGGGUCCAAAGUCGGUAUUACCCAACGAUAUCCCCUCUGCUAACCUCUCAUACUGGGGGAUGCAAGAAUUACCCACAUGGAAGAAUGUCGAGGAAGUUCGUUUCACCAUUGAUGACAAGACCACCUCACUCCUGCUUGGAGCGGCAAACACAGCACUGCGAACCGAACCCAUCGACAUUAUCCUGGGGGCCAUUCAGCAAUCCUUCAACCAGACCUUCACAGACCGUGCGGUGCCUGCGAUCUUUAGCGAAGGCCAUGGCAGAGAACCUUGGGACAACUCCAUUGACCUAUCGGAAACUGUCGGAUGGUUUACCACCUUCUAUCCAGUUCACAGGCGUAUGAGGAAGGAUGAAAGUAUCAAGGAUAGCAUCAAGCGAACAAAAGAUAUCCGUCGUUCCUUCACCGAUAAUGGAUUCUCAUACUUUACCUGCCGCCAUUACAGUGCCGAAGGUCGCAAGGCUUUCAAUGAUCACAGAGCCAUGGAGAUCUGUCUCAACUAUCUCGGACAAGCACAACAACUGGAGCGAAGUGAUGCCCUAUUGAAAGAAGAGCCCCUUCGCGCGGAUGAGGAGAUUCAGAACAUCAGUGAAGGUAUGGGUCGUUUGGCGGUCUUUGAUAUCUCUGCUGCUGUCUCCUUCGGUCAGCUGGGUGUCUCAUUCUUCUUCAACCGCGAUACAAGCCGUCAAGAACAGAUCCGUGAUUGGGUCAACCAAUGCGAGAAGGCCAUUCAAUAUGCCGUUCAAGAUCUCGUGGCCAGCUCGGUGGAGCAUACUCUCAGUGACUUCCCUCUCAUGAGGAUCAGUUACCCUGCUUUGUCGAGCUUCACAAACACUGUCUUACCGGCACUGGGAGUUUCUCCUGACAACGUGGAAGAUUUGUACCCAUGCUCGCCGAUCCAGGAAGGCAUCCUUCUUAGUCAGACCCGACAGCCUGGUACUUAUGAGGUUCGCCAGCUUUUUGAAGUUGUACCUAGAUCGGAUGUCGGUGCCGUGGACCUCCCACGUCUACUAAAAGCAUGGCAACAAACCGUGGACCGUCAUUCCAUCUUGCGAACGAUCUUCAUUGGUUCAUUGUCUGGAGAUGGGGUCUAUGACCAGCUUGUACUGCGAUCAUACCAAGCAACGGUUCAGCAACUCGCUUUCUCCGGAACGGAUGUUGUCUCGCUUUUCCAAGGCCAGCAAUCUCCAGAUUACACCAAGCCCGUUCCUGGUCAUCGCCUGACCAUUUGCGAAGGCCCCGAAUCGAUCUACUGCCAGAUUGAACUGAGCCACACCCUGGUCGAUGGUACAUCACUGGCACUCCUAGUCCGUGAUUUUGUUUCUGCGUAUGAAAGUACGCUGCCCUCUGGACCAGGUCCCUUGUACAGCGAAUACAUUCGCUACCUGGAUGGCCUGUCUAAAUCUGCCUCCCUCAAGUACUGGGCCGACCGUUUGACUGGUGCUCAGCCUUGCCAUUUCCCCAACAUGCGUAUUGGCAACGGAGACAGCGGGUCCGAGACCAAGACAUUCAACGAUAUGCUCAUUCAUAUUGACGAAGAUGGAAAAUUGCAAAGGUUCUGUGAGUCGCAAAGUAUUACCAUGAGUAAUCUUGUCCAGGCUGCUUGGGGAAUGGUCCUCCGAGCGUAUACAUCGAAGGAAGAUGUCAUGUUUGGCUACAUGGCCUCCGGCCGUGACGUGCCUCUUGAUGGAAUUUACGAUGCAGUGGGCCCAUUUAUCAAUCUACUUGUCUGCAGAUUGCACCUCGUCGAUGACCUGUCGGUAUACAAGUUGUUGAAGGAUAUUCAACUGAGCUAUAUGAACAGCCUUCCUCAUCAACAAACAUCCCUCGCGGCAAUCCAGCAUGAACUGGGCAACAAGGAUGUCGCCUUAUUUAAUACCGUCCUGUCAUUGCAAAGGCAGCCCAGCCGAGGCCCACCUUCUCAGGUUGAUUUCCAUAUUGUGGACCAAGCCGAUCCAACUGAGUAUGACAUCAGUUUGUGUAUCACCACCCACGAUGUACCUGGUGUCGAGAUCCACAUGACAUAUCUCACGGCCAUUCUCAGCGGCUCUCAAGCAGACGAACUGAUGCAAGCUUUCACCAAUGUACUGGAGACUCUCGCUGAUACCCCUGAGAUGAGUCUGUCGAGCGUGGAUGUCAUAUCACAUUCGCGCGGCGAAGAGUUACAGAGAUUGAAGGAUGUCAGCCGGACUCUGAACGGUCGCACGUUCGACCUGGCUGCCAUUCAAAAGCGACUUACGAUGGCCCUCCUGGACACGGAGGACGCUAUUGCUGAAGUGAUAAGCUUGGAUCAGCUGGGUGGACGCCAAUGCAUGGCCGUCUUCUGCUCCGAGACCAACAACACUGAGGCAGAGGUUUCUCUGAUGCCCGUCACCGACGGACAUCGGGCUAAAUUUACAGAUCUAAAAGAAACACUCGGACGUCAUCUGCCAGAGGAGUUGAUUCCAACGCUUUACUUCCCCGUAAACGGUCUCCCAUUGGAAAGGGCAGCCCUGCAGAAGCUUGUUGACGGCCUGAACGAGCAGCAACUGAAGCAGUAUCAGCUCGUGACCGUCCAGGAAGGUGCAGCGUUGACCGCAAAUGAGAAGAUCAUGCUUGCUCUCUGGGCAGAUGUUCUCGAAGUCUCAGAUAGCAGCACAGUUAACCCCUCCGACAGCUUCUUCCGCCUCGGUGGUGAUUCUAUCGGAGCCAUGAGACUUGUAGCCGCCGCUAGGAACCAGGGUCUUGUUCUCACCAUCAAUUCAGUCUUCCAGAAGCCUACCUUGUCUGCAAUGGCCAAGGAACUCAGUCUGCUUGAUCAAAGUGAGGAGCACCAGCUGGAGCCAUUCUCCCUGCUACCACCCCAGGUUGAUCCCGAGCAACUCGCUACUGAGGCUGCCUCACUGUGUGGUAUUUCACGCACUGCCGUCGAAGAUAUUUACCCUUGCACACCCCUCCAGGAAGGUCUCAUGGUUUUGAAUCGCCAGAAUGCAGCCUCCUACACUAAUCAAACAGUCUUUGCCCUCCCAGACACAUUGGAUCUGCCACGAUUCAAAGAAGCCUGGGAAAAGGUCGCGGAGCGAAGCACCAUUUUGCGUACUCGCAUGGUGAACGCUUCUGAUGGCUUGUUCCAAGUUGUCCUGAAACAGACCAUGACCUGGGAGUCUGCUCAGGAUCUGGAUGCCUAUUUGAAGAAGGAUUCGUCUAACCCGAUAGACUACGGUCAGCCAAUGGCACGUUAUGCAAUCGUAUCUGCCCCCACGCAGAAAUACUUUGUCUGGACUGCCCACCACUCAAUCUAUGAUGGAAUGACCAUCCCUAUCCUUGCCAAGCAGGUCUCUGCUGAAUACAAUAGCGAAAUGGCUCUGCCAGAGGUCCCCUAUAAUCGCUUUAUCCAAUACAUCAGAGCAACCAGCCCUGAAUCUGCCACUGAGUUCUGGACUGCUCAAUUCGCAGAGCCCUCUCUGACAUAUCCUACCUUGCAAGAUCGUACCUACCAACCGUACCCGAAUCAAGCUACGACCAGCUCAGUGCAUUUGUCAAGACAGCCGUCCGACAUUACCUUCACCACCAUUCUGAAAGCAGCUUGGGCCUUUGUUCUUGCUGGUCUAACGGAAACCGAGAAGGUGACUUUCGGGAUCACGGUUUCUGGUCGCAAUGCGGCUCUCCCAGGUAUCAACCAGGUUGUUGGUCCCACCAUUGCGACAGUUCCCGUGAGCAUCGCAGUAGAUGGUAGCCAACCUCCGCUCGACUUCCUCCGAAGCAUCCAACAGCAGAAUUUGGAGAUGGUACCUUUUGAACAUACCGGUCUUCAGAACAUUCGCCUUAUGAGUGAACAGGCUAAAGAAGCUGUUGAAUUCCAGAAUCUUCUCGUCAUCCAGCCAAACACGGCACCAGUUGGGGCCUCCGAUUUCUUGGGACUCACAAAUGUGGCAGUUGACCUCGGCGAUGAUCAGGACCCCUACGCGUUGAUCAUAGAGUGCAACCUUCUCGACGAUGGUGCCGAAAUCAAAGCUCAGUUUGACGAUAACGUCAUCUCUAGUGAGGAGGUUAAGCGGAUCAUCAGUCGUUAUAGCCGUGCUAUUGAGCGUCUCAGCUCAAUUCAGGAGGCAGGCGGCGACGAAGAUAUCAGCACGCUAGAGGAGAUUGGAACCAUCAGUGAGGAAGACCUACAGCAGAUUCUUGAAUGGAACAAAGAUCGCCCGGAAACUAUCCAAUCCUGUGUUCACUACCAAUUCGAGGAACAGGUUCGCAACCAACCUGACGCUCCCGCCAUUUCCUCGUAUGAUGUUGAGCUUACGUACAGCCAACUUAACAUCCUGGCUGAGAAGUUGGCUCACGAACUUAUUUCACGUGGUGUCAAACAGGAGAUGAUUAUCCCUCUCUGCUUCAAUAAAUGCUCAUGGACCAUUAUCGCAAUGUUGGCGGUAAUGAAGGCUGGCGGUGUUUGCUGCAUGUUUAACCCCGAGCAUCCCAAGGACCGAAUCCAGCUUUUGCUUGAUGAUCUCGAUGCUAGCCUGGUCGUGUGCGACCAGGCAUCAUCGGCAAUGCUCUCUUCAUUACUCCCUCCAUCGGGAGUGCUCCCAAUUGGCGCUGACUACCUGGACAGCCUCCCCUGCCCAAAUGAGCCGGUUGGUGCCAUUGCCCAGCCUUCCAAUGCUGUAUUCAUCGUUUAUACCUCUGGAAGUACUGGAAAGCCGAAGGGAAGUAUCUUGGAACAUCGCUCCCUUGUGACCGGUCUUGUUGCACAUCUCAGUGAGAUGUCAGUUGGUCCUGGUACCCGCGCCUUUCAGUUUGCGUCCUACACCUUCGAUGUUUCAUUUGACGAAAUUAUUGGAACAUUGAUGCUCGGAGGAUGUGUCUGUGUUCCCUCAGAGUACGAGAGGAUGAAUGCCCUGACGGAUGCCAUGGCCAAGUACCGGGUUACCUGGACGGAACUUACCACCACUGUUGCCAGUCUCUUGGUACCAAGUAGUAUCCCCACCCUCAAUACUCUGGUUCUCAGUGGGGAACCACUCACUAAAGAGGUCGUCAAUUUAUGGUCUGACCAUGUUCAGAUAAUCAACAGCUAUGGACCCAGUGAAUGUUGUGUCUGCACCACCUGCAACUCUCAGACCAGUAUCACCAAGGACCCUACUAACAUUGGCCGAGGGUUGGGAUGCACUCUGUGGGUCGUAGACCCAGAUAACCUCGACCGGCUGUUGCCUAUUGGCUCCACUGGAGAGCUUCUCAUUGAGGGCCCGAUUGUUGCCCGGGGAUAUCUGAACGAGCCCGAGAAGACAGCGGCAGCAUUCAUCAACCCCCCCAAAUGGUGGAUUCCCCACGAUAAAGGCAACGGUCGCAUGUACCGCUCGGGUGAUCUGGUCAGAUACAACCGCGAUGGAAGCUUCAAAUUCAUCGGCCGCAAAGACACCCAGGUGAAGCUUCACGGACAACGCAUUGAGAUGGGCGAAAUCGAACAUCGUAUUCGAACCGUAUACGAUAACAACUCAUACCAAGUGGCGGUCGAGGUUCUAACACCGAAGUCUCGUGGCAGUCUUAAGAUCCUCACUGCGUUUAUCUGUGCGCCUGAGGCUGUCUCUGGGGACGUCGACUCGCCACUUGUUCCCCUCUCUGGCUCACUUCGACGAAGCUUCCAGGCCUUACAUGCCCGCCUGCUGGAGGUUUUGCCCAAGCAUAUGGUGCCACAACUCUUCAUCCCCGUCUCACACAUGCCCUUAUCCCCUUCCCGCAAGCUGGAUCGAAAGGUAUUAAGGACGGUUGGGAACGGCCUCUCGCCAGAGACACUAGCCUCCUAUGCUCUUUCCCAGGUGGACAAAAAGGCACCCUCAACCGAAACAGAGAAGGCGCUCGCACAGCUCUGGGCUCGUGUGCUCGGCACCGACAGCAUCGGUGUAGAUGACCACUUCUUCCACCUCGGCGGAGACUCGAUUGCCGCGAUGAAGCUUGUCGCCGCCGGCAGCAAGGCAGGGCUUUCCAUGAGCGUCGCAGACGUGACUAAUUAUCCUAAAUUGAACCAGAUGGCGGAGAAUAUCGAUCGUUCUUCAUCGAGGAAGAAGACCGACGAUGCGCCACCGGAGCCUUUCAGUCUGUUGCCUGACGAUCAAGUCAAGGAUCUUGUGGCCCAAGCAACCACUCAAUGUGCGGUGGACGCCAGUGUGAUCGAGGAUAUGUACCCUUGCACCUCUUCGCAGGAGGCACUAAUGGCACUCACCGCUAAGGAUGAGACGGCUUAUGUGUCGCGACUUGUCUUCCGACUUCCCAUUGAUGUCAAUCUAGAGAAAUACCAACAAGCCUGGGAAUCUUUGGCCCGGCUCCAGCCGAUCAUGCGCACCCGCAUCGUCUACACAGAUGAUUCCAAAUCCUUCCAGGUUGUUAUUGCUGAGCCACUGGUUUGGCGAUGGGAGAAUUCCGUGGAAGAUUACGUGAGGGCCGAUAAGCUCUCGCCUAUGGUCCAUGGCCAACCUUUGAUGCGCAACGCCAUCGUUCCUGGCGACCAGCACGAUCCACGCCCGUGCCUGAUUCACACCUCUCAUCAUGCUGUCUACGAUGGUUGGAGUCAGGGAUUCAUGUUCGAGCAAGUCGGUAUCAUCUACCGGGAAGGCUUGUCCGCCCUCCCCCCAGUCAUCCCAUACAGCAAAUUUAUCCAGCAUCUCGCUACCACUGACCGUGAGGCUUCCGAGGAGUUCUGGCGCUCCCAGAUUGAGGGAAACCUCCCCGCCCAAUUCCCUACCUCCUCUCACUCUGCUAAAUCUCUCCGACCCAACCAGACCCGGUCCUUGCACAUUCACCUUCCGCAGAGGGACAAUCUUACUUUCACUACACCUACCGUGUUGAAAUCGGCCUGGUCCCUCCUCCUCAGCCGCUACACUACAUCUGAUGAUAUCGUCUUCGGCCAUGUUCUCUCCGGCCGUAGUACUUCGCUUCAUGGUGCUGCAGACAUAAUGGGGCCGAUGAUUGCAACGGUACCCAUCCGUGUCCGCUUAGAUCGGGCCCAGACAAUCGAGGAGCUCAUGGGCGGCAUUCAACAACAGGCCCUGGAUAUGACACCCUUCGAACAGUUUGGCUUACAGAACAUCCGCCGAAUCCAGCCCAACGGCUCGGCCAUUGCUGAUUUCGGUCAUCUGUUUGUCAUCCAACCUAUUUUGGAGGACUCAGAGAACGAUCUGGACUUGGAACUAGUCUCUUCGGUGCAAUUUGAUUUUGACACCUACCCACUGAUUGUGGAGUGUCACCUUGGUGACUCAGAACUCGAUGUUCGUGUCAGAUACGACGAUAUGCUUAUUCCCGAACAACAGAUGGGAUGGCUGCUGCAGCAUUAUGAGAAUCUCAUCCACCAGCUCUUCCGCCUGCCUCAGAACACUCUCAUGAUGGAAAUCACUAUGACUGGCCAAACUGAUGUGGACCAGCUUCUCGACUGGAUGGGUGCCCCUAUUGAACCCGUUAAUGCCCGUGUGCACGAUCUAUUCAAUGUCCAAUCUCGAUUCCACCCACAGCGCAAGGCAGUAGAUGCUUGGGAUGGCAGUCUGACCUAUCAAGAACUGGAUCAUCUAUCCUCUCGAUUCAGCGAUACAUUAGUGCAGCUCGGGGUGACGGCGGGGUGCACUGUAGGCUGGUGCUUCGAUAAAUCCAAGUGGGCCAUUGUCUCACAGCUCGCCGUAUUGAAGGCUGGCGGAGCAUGCGUGAAUCUGAAUCCAGGGGACUCUGUCUCCCGCCUGACAGAAAUUGUUCAUGACACUGGCAUUGACCAUGUUAUUGUGGCGCCACAAUAUGCUGAUCUGGCUGCAGCUAUAGGGUGCAGCAAUGUUGUCAUCGCCGACACAACCACGGUUUCUAAGCUCGCAGCUACCAACGCUGGCCUGCCCCAAGCUCGGACAGCCGUUGACCCUUCAUCGCCCGCGUACCUCGCUUUUACCUCUGACAGCACUGCUAAACCCAAGAUCAUGGCGAUCGACCACAGGGCCAUCUGUACCAGUAUUCGAAACCAUGGCCCCGCAUUGAAGAUUACAUCCAAGUCUCGCGUGCUGCAAUCUGCCUCCUACACAUCUGAUGUCAGCUAUGCGGAGAUCUUCACAACCCUUCUCAGUGGUGGUACUGUGUGUGUUAUUUCUGAACAUGACCAGACCAAGGAUCUGGCUGCUGCUAUUGACCGGGUAGGCGCAAACUGGGCCUGUCUGACCCCGACCGUCGCCAACAGCCUGCGCCCGACUGACGUUCCCAAGCUGAAGACGUUAGUUCUCAGUGGGGAAUGUCCGUCCCAGGAUAACCUACAGGUCUGGGCGGGCAAGGUCGAUGCCCUUCUCAAUGCUUAUGGGCCCAGCGAAGCUCGGUAUGAUGUCAACAAGCUCGCGCCUUUGGGCUGCUUGGGUGAACUGGUCAUUGAAGGACCUACCCUGUCGGAAGGUUACUUGUGCCACGAUCAAGCCAGUGAGGUGGCAUUCAUCGAUCGUCCCGAUUGGAUGCAACACACAUAUCCUGCUGAUGGCUUCGCUCGUGUUUACCGGACCGGUGAUAUGGUCAAGUUCAAUGUCAAUGGUAGCAUUGAGUAUCUGGGACGCAAAGACACUCAGAUUAAGAUGUACGGUCAACGUAUUGACCCCCGUGAGAUCGAGCACUCCAUCAAGUCUCACAUUCCUUCAACAUACGAUGUUUUGGUGGACACUACAUUGGUCUCUUCCCGCAACAGGAACAUGCUGGUUGCAUACCUCUACGAUGAGUCCGUACAGUCUCCAGAUGUUGAAAUCGACAGCCUGACCGAUACCAUGACUACCAACCUGCAGCAGGAGCUUGCCACAGUCCAGGCUGCACUGCAAACCUCAAUUCCCCACUACUUGCAACCCAUCCUCUUCAUCCCACUCAAGACCAUGCCCACCGACUCCUUUGGCAAGGCAGACCGGAAUCUCCUUAGUCGCAUGGUCGAUUCACUCUCAGACGCCCAACUGCAGACCUACUCGCUGGCCACCGCCGGCAAGAGGCCCCCCAAGACGGAGAUGGAACUCACACUGGCCAGUCUCUGGGCGGAAGUGCUUAUGAUCGAUCGUGAGUCGAUUGGGGCAGAUGACAGUUUCUUUGCUUUGGGUGGUGAUUCCAUCGUCGCCAUGAAGCUAGUCAGCCUCGCUCGUGCCUCCAAGAUCUUUGUGAGUGUCGCUGAUAUCUUCAACCAUCCUUCUCUUGUCGACAUCGCUGCUCUGGCCACAGCCAACGCACCUAUCACCCCUGGGGAUGGGACUCCUCUCUUGUCUCCGAGCAAAGGAUCAUCAACCUGUGAUUCCAGCCUUCUGGACGCAAUCGCUGCGAAGGUUGGAGUCGAAGAAGGCCACGUCGAAGAGAUUUGCCCCACCACCAGUAUGCAGGAAAUUGCGCUGAUCGGUGCCAUGACGCGGCCCCGAUGGAUGCUCAACUACUUCUACUUCGAGAGCUCCGACCCAGUGGAUGUGGACCGUCUCCGCCAGGGCUGCUUCGAACUGGUACGGCAGUUCAGCAUUCUUCGCACCGUCUUCACGGAACAUGAAUCCCGAUUCUGGCAGGUAGUCCUCCGGCAACUUGACCCGGUCUUCCUUGUUAUCCCCACCGACGACCUCGACGAAACAACCCAGAGAGUUUACGAGGAAGGAAAGGCUGGCAAUCUUCAAAUCGAGAACCCCUUCGUUCAAUUUGUUCUGGCACAGAAGCGACGCGGCCACGCACAUCGCCUCAUCAUGCGCAUCUCGCACGCACAAUAUGAUGGUGUCUCACUGCCCACCAUUUGGGAGGCCUUGCAGAACGCGUAUACCGGCCAAGCCCUACCCUCCAGCCCGCCCUUCUCGACCUUCACGUCGUUCUGUCCGGCAUCCGAUGACCCCGCUGCAAUUGAACACUGGCGGUCCCUUCUAGCGGGAUCUACGAUGACAAACUUUGUGGAGCGCCACAAGCCGGGUCUCCGAGAUGUCUCUGAUGAGGUCAUCGCCGUCCGGCGCCGGGUGCCAAAUACCACACUCACGAGCGAGGGCAUCACUUUUGCAACCGUCGCCAAGUCCGCCUGGGCCCUAGUCCUGGCUCGCAUGGCAGCUCGACCGGACGUUGUAUUCGGUCACACCAUUUCAGGCCGGAACUUGGCAAUUGACAACAUCGACCAGAUUGUUGGCCCCUGUCUUAAUGUGGUCCCCGUCCGCGCCCAGUUCCAGGACCGCUGGACUGUGAUGGACCUCCUUCGCACUAUCCAGAACCAGCAGGUGGCCAACAUGCCGUUUGAGUCACUCGGAUUGCGCCCAAUCGUCGAGCAGUGCACUGAUUGGCCGCGCUGGAUGCGCUUCAGCAGUGUCAUCCAGCACCAAAACAUUGAGCCAGAUCGGGCUAUGAUGAUGGGUGAUGGGUCCUAUGAGCCUGGCUUCAUUGGCUCGGAACUUGAUCUUAUGGAUGUAUCGAUCCUAUCAACUCCCGCAGGCGAUCACGUUGACAUCGACCUCAUUACAGCGACCUCAGUCAUGUCCGCAAUCCAGGCGGAGGACUUGCUUGACCAACUCUGUCUGACAAUCCGCUCCUUCUCGUCGAGCCCCUCCACUACCUUUUUACCAUCGGUGGAGGAACUUGAAGCUGGCCGGCCUUUGAUUCCUAUGGUUAGGGAAUCCUCCGUACCGGAUGUCAUCAUUGGCGCGCCGCCUGCGGACUCUUCCGAGCCCAAGGUGGCUGCUUUACGAGAGGUCGUGCACCAGGCGUGGUCCGAGACUCUCCCAUCGACAAAGAAGUCAGUCGCGUCUCCAACAGAAUGUUAUUUUGCAGCGGGCGGUGAACUUGUGGGCUUGUCACAAGUGCUGCUGCGACUGCAAGAGCACGCACCCCAGCUUCGCCUGGAGGACCUCCUUCAUCACUCCUCAAUGGAACAGAUGGUGAAUCUCCUAUACACUCACACUCCUUGA
This is a messenger RNA of Aspergillus bombycis, 20553 nucleotides long. Its product is annotated as nonribosomal peptide synthase. Lineage: Eukaryota; Fungi; Ascomycota; Eurotiomycetes; Eurotiales; Aspergillaceae. The transcript is spliced from 7 exons. Bases 1 to 20553 code for a protein of 6850 amino acids. The record is from RefSeq and is a predicted model, not a curated record. Gene Ontology annotation, molecular function: phosphopantetheine binding; catalytic activity. Gene Ontology annotation, biological process: secondary metabolite biosynthetic process; amino acid activation for nonribosomal peptide biosynthetic process. Gene Ontology annotation, cellular component: cytoplasm.